AUGGAAGUCCCGGCAGUGCUGCAACCGGGAGACAGGGAGGAUGCGAUCGGGCGCGUGUUGGCGGCAAGGUACCCUUCCGGCGCGCUCUUGGGUGACAACUCGGUCAUCCGUCCAUCUCCGCCGGAUGCCUUGCAGAGGUAUCGCAGCCUGGCAAACCAGAUUCAUCCAGAACGCUGUGUGGACCCACGAGCCGAGAAGGCCUUCGUGCGUGCAUCUCAAGCUUUUGAUGUGCUGUGCGAGAUGGACUCCGACCCUGACAACUCGCCCAAUUUCGCCGCAUGGGAGGCCUCUAUCUCACAACCAGCAGACAUGGCUUCCUGCAGUGGGAGAUGGUGGGGCGUGAGUACUGUGGCAGAUCUUGAUCGUUGCUUGGAGUUUCGCUCUGUUGCCAUGGAUAUUCUUUUCAAGCUGACAGCUCGUGCCGAUGAAACUCGCAUCCCUCUUGAGAAGCUGAUCCGGGACGGCGAGAAGAUCUGUGAGCAUUUGGAUAGGCAGCAACAAAUCCCGCGCCAUCGCCUGUGGCCUGCUAAGCGUGCGAAAUCUCGAGGAUCCGACGCAGCAGUGUUGCGCUAUUUGGACUUGUUGUGCCACCUGCGUAGCGUACACUGCUUUUGUCAACUUAGCAACCAGCACUUUCAUCACUCAGUGGAGCUGCUCGCAGCUUCGCCCGUCACACGGGCGGACAUGGAAGCGUUGCUAGCAAAAGCCCUGGCGCCAGAGACCGAGGCUUUGCGCCAACCUGAGCCGCAUGUCAAGCGCAUGGGCGACGAAACAGGAUUGGAUCCACUCGACGAGUACAUGGCUGCAAUAGACAUGGCUGCCAAGGAAGCCAUUUGUUCUGCAGCGUCGCAAAAAGUAUCAGACACAGGAAACGCAGAAACUGGGUUGCGCCAAGAUCCCUCAACUGCAAACCAAGCGUCUGCGGAGCGGCGGCCGAGUGGGCCGAGUGAGACACUUCAUCGAACUGCAGAAGCAGCUGGAGCCGAAGGGCGAGUGGCUGAGUCUGCAGGGAAAGCAGCGGCGGGGAAGGCUGCAGCCCAACGAUGCCUCCAGAAUCAUCUGUUGGGCGACCUGCUUUCGGAUGAGUCCGAGCUCGAAGCAGACUGA
Molecule: messenger RNA, 1107 nt
Organism: Symbiodinium sp. CCMP2456
Lineage: Eukaryota; Dinophyceae; Suessiales; Symbiodiniaceae
Source: the annotation of a GenBank genome assembly